CACAUCUUUUUCUGUUUGUUUAAACUGCGAUUUGUUUUUUGUUCGUUCAGGGGCAGGAGGUUGCAAAAUUCCUGAAGGAGAGGUCCGUUCAGUGUGGCUGUGAGCAUAAGAAAUUUCUUUCAAAACCUUUCAAUGAAAUAUUCCUCCAACUUUUGAAUGGUAGUGUAAAUUAUGAUAAUUUUUUACUCUAUUUAAAUAGAUUAAACAUGACUAAGUAGACAAACAGUAGCCAGUCACUUGAAUUCUGACAAAAUGAAGGACUUUUAAUUUAUCCAUUUAGCAGACACUUUUAUCCAAAGCAUCUUACAAAUGGGCCACAUCACAAGCAAUUUCUCAUAAGUGGCAGCAAUAUUCAUAGUACACAAUAUGCCAAGUUUAAAGUAUAAGAUUAGUAUACAAACUCCAUUAGCACAUAGACGUAUCCACUAUCUGUGGCGUAUUUUUAAAAGCAUGGAACCCAUCCUAUCAUGUAGGGCGGCAAUCAGAAAAGAGUGUAAUCUGCCAACGGUAUCAAGAGCAGGAUGAGUGCCGUCUCUCCAGCGGUUUGUAAAUGGAUUCCAAAGACAAGCGACCGCACCAUGUGACCAAAGUGAAGUGGACGGCAUGCUCCUUAUCUCUGAAGGAGAAAGGGAUGGCUGGGAGCAGUGGUGGCACCUUGGCUCUCCGGACAGAGCUGUAACAUGAAAACGGCCGUCCUUGCUGGCAACAGAGCUAAAGUGGAUAUAUUUCAGGUGCUGUACUUCAAGAGGUCAGUGCGUAGAGACAUGACAGAAUGGACGCUGCUCAAGCGGCUUCUGGACGCUGUGCACCAGCACUCCACCAUGAUCGGACGCCUCUGGCUCACGGUCAUGGUGAUUUUCCGUCUGCUAAUCGUGGCUGUGGCCACUGAGGAUGUCUAUACGGAUGAGCAGGAGAUGUUUGUAUGCAACACCCUUCAACCGGGAUGUCCCAAUGUCUGCUACGAUGCCUUCGCCCCAAUCUCGCAGCCUCGGUUCUGGGUCUUCCAGAUCAUCACUGUGUCUACACCUUCACUUUGCUUCAUCAUCUACACCUGGCACAACUUGUCCAAGCAGCCAAAAGGCGAGCAGUCGAGGGAAGCGUACGAUCGCAGUUGCGACUCGGACAGUUGCUCCAUCAAGUCGCACAAACAUCUCGGACACAGUCUUGCUGAUGUCUAUGAGGGCAUUGCAUUGCAGGAAGCCAAGGCUCCGUCCAAAAGCUCCUCGGGUGUCCUUUCCAAGUUCUACGUCUUCCACGUGUGCUUUCGCACCGUUUUGGAGAUCGGUUUCGUAGUGGCUCAAUGGCUCCUCUUCGGAUUCCACGUUCCCGCUCACUUUGAGUGCACAGCGACGCCUUGCAUGCAGAAGGUCGACUGCUACGUCUCGCGGCCCACCGAGAAAACCAUCUUCCUGAUCUUUAUGUUUUGCGUUGGGGUCUUCUGCAUCUUUCUCAGCUUCCUAGAGCUCAACCAUUUGGGCUGGAAGAUGAUUAAGAAGUCGGUGCUCAUCAAGGACGGCUCCUGGAAGGGAUACGGCGCUAUAAACCAAGACUCGCAGUCGAUAGCCUCGCUAACCUUCAGAGACGUUACCAGCACUACUUCUUUACCUACCUUAGAUCUAGUCGUGGACCAUCAACCUGACUGGACCUGUGCUGGGAGCUGCUUAACGAAGAAAGACAAAGACACCUGCAAAGGAACACAAUCACUCAAGGGUAAAUCGCAACCAAACAAAGGAAGAAAACCAAAGCAGAAGAGCAGUGAGGUUUGGAUAUAAACUCAAUUAUGGACAAGUCAAAGAGUCUUAAAAUUGAUUACGAUGCUAUUUUUGUUUGGUAGGUUUUUGAAGGCAGCUGCUACUCGUGUGUUUGGAUGAGCUUAAGAAAUAAACUGCACAAUCAGUCGUGACAUGUAAUCAAUAUUUCCACGUCAUUUAUUUAUGCAAUAUACAGUGUGUAAUAAUAUAUUCAUUUACAACAUCUAUAAACCACUUUGUGUAUAUAAAUUAUGCCAGAGAGCAAAAAGAAAACAAUUCACAGCCUUUCCUUUCACUCAGUGAUGUAGUGAUGAACAUUCGAGUAGAAGUUUUGCAAGAACACUAAAAUUGGUACAGGAGUUAGUAAUAGUGUUUGGAAACGAAGAGCUAUUCUACAUCUAAAGUCCGAGAUCAAGAUUGUUGGGGUGCCACAUUUUCUUUCGAGUCGAGCAAUUUCUUGUUUUCAUAAUGACUUCUAGAAUAGUAGUCAUAUAUAUUAUUAUAUACUAAGAAUCAGACAUUUCAUUUUACUAGAACAUUAUCUAUAAUCUCUUAACUUUUGAAUUUAAAGCUGCCGUGUGUAUUUUUUUCAAAUGUUAAAAUGUUUUAUCAUAUCCCAGUAUUUUGUGCAGGGAUAAUUAGACACUAUACCGUUUGAAAGUUUGGGGUUUUAAAUAUAAAAAAAAAGAAAAGAGGUCUGCUAAAUUCACCAAAAAUCACAUUUAUACAAUAGAGAUACAAUAAAAACUGUA
Messenger RNA from Carassius auratus (goldfish), 2503 nucleotides. Its product is annotated as gap junction delta-2 protein-like. Gene Ontology annotation, cellular component: connexin complex. The record is from RefSeq and is a predicted model, not a curated record. The coding region runs from base 681 to 1772 and encodes 363 amino acids. The transcript has a single exon. Gene Ontology annotation, molecular function: gap junction channel activity. Gene Ontology annotation, biological process: cell-cell signaling. NCBI's taxonomy places the organism in Eukaryota, Metazoa, Chordata, Actinopteri, Cypriniformes, Cyprinidae.